This is a messenger RNA of Patiria miniata (bat star), 2863 nucleotides long. It is a transcript of the gene usp3, whose product is annotated as ubiquitin carboxyl-terminal hydrolase 3-like. Gene Ontology annotation, biological process: protein deubiquitination. Gene Ontology annotation, cellular component: cytoplasm. The record is from RefSeq and is a predicted model, not a curated record. Gene Ontology annotation, molecular function: zinc ion binding; cysteine-type deubiquitinase activity. Lineage: Eukaryota; Metazoa; Echinodermata; Asteroidea; Valvatida; Asterinidae. The transcript has 15 exons. The coding region runs from base 549 to 2117 and encodes 522 amino acids.
CUAAAUUACAUAGCGCCCUCAUACCGUCAGUUUCACAUACGCGUUGUCAGAAGUAUGGAAGUUCCCAAAUCGGCGAAACUUUUUAUUAUUUCUUCUGCAGUUCAGCUUAUUACGGCGUCGAUGACAUUGGGAACUGAGUGGCAGGUAGUCGAGACAUCGUAAAUCCCGAAAUUGGGAUUCAUAACCCGGAGGUAGGACGAAGAGUAGGUGAAAAUUCGAUUUCAAAAUCGAUUGCAAGCAAAAGCUCACAACACACGGUAGCUACGUAGUAGUAUUGCGCAGUACAUACUGUACAUGUGGUGAGGUCACGCACGGUACGGCCGUUUGUGUGUACAUUGCUGUAGCCAGCGUAGCCGGAAGAGAUUGCGGUGCCGCGCACCGUGUCGCGCUCCACUGUGCACCGGUGUAUUGUUCGCCAGGCUGGGGCGGGUUAUGCAUGGGCACAGCUACAUCAAACGACGUGGAAAAGUGUGGGCACAGGCAAGAUAGAUCUAAAAUCUGACUGAUUUUUUUUGUCAUUUGGUGGAGUUUGCUUUGGUGUUUCUGCGAUGGAUUGCCCACACCUGGUGAACAGUGUUACAGCUGGGGUGUCCGCCAUGCCGGUGACUAGAAAGUCUAACAAUGGAGAGACACUUUCUAAUUGGGUUUGCGCAGUUUGCAGGUCAAGCAAAAGCCCAUGGAUGUGUCUCUCGUGUGGCACCAUCACUUGCGGAAGGUACGUCAACGGUCACUCCAAAAAGCAUUUCGAAGAGUGCCAGCACAGUGUGUGCAUCAGCUGUGACAAUCUGAGCGUUUUCUGUUAUGAAUGUGACGAGACUGCUGUGAAUGACACAAAAUCUGGAACGGUUCAGCAAGUGAGACAAAUCUUACAAGAUAUAGCCAGUGCACAGUUUGACAACAAACGGCUAAAAAAUAGUAAAGAAAACGUCACCGAUAGCGACGAAGAGGGACCCCCCAAGAAGAAACUAGCCACUAACAAUGUAAAAUCGACCAUUCCCGGCCUGAGGAAUCUAGGAAACACAUGUUUUAUGAAUGCAGUACUACAAUCACUAAGCAACAUACACCAGUUCUGCUGUUACUUCAAGGAUCUCCCCGCGGUGGAGCUGAGAAACGGCAAGUCCGCAGGAAAGCGCAUCUACAACACACGAAACCUCAAACACGACGACGUGUCUUUGGUUGAAGAGGUGCGUAAGACACUAUGUGCCCUCUGGCAAGGCGGUCAGUCAGCGAUCUCCCCGGACUCCCUGUUCUCAGUCAUGUGGAAGAUCUUCCCAAGAUUCAGAGGUUACCAGCAGCAAGACGCCCAUGAGUUCAUGCGCUACCUACUGGACAGGCUGCACACAGAGCUCCAAGGUACGCUGUGGCCUGGCAACCCACGACGGCAGACCAACGGAACCAGUACUAUCGUCACCUUCAUGUUUGGCGGACUCUUACUGAGCCAAGUGCAUUGUGUCGUGUGUGAGAGCUUCUACAAGAAGAUCGAUCCAUUCCUUGAUGUAUCAUUAGACAUCCCCCAUCGGUUCAGGUCAAGAAGCAAGUCGAAAGACGGUUCCAGAGUAUGUCAGAUACAAGACUGUCUGCAGAGCUUCACGGAGGUCGAGGAGCUGGCCGAGUCGGAGCACUACAUGUGCACAAACUGUCAAAAGAAACAGCCCUCCACGAAGAAGUUCUGGUUCCGCAAGUUGCCUAAUGUACUGUGCAUGCACAUCAAGCGUUUUCAGUGGACAGGGUUUCUACGCAGCAAGAUUGACGUGUUUGUGCAGUUUCCGCUCAGGGGUCUGGAUCUCAGACCGUACAUACUCAAACCAGAGGAAUUACCAGACAGCGAGAGUACAGUAUAUGACCUCAAAGCUGUGGUUAUUCAUCAGGGAUCUGGUGCUGGGUGUGGUCACUACGUUGCCUUUGCUAAGAAUGACGGUCAGUGGUUCUGCUUCAACGACACCACGGUCUCGCAGGUCCACGAGUCGGUGGUGCUACGCAGCAAGGCGUACAUCCUGUACUACAACCGUCGCAAGGCAACGCAAGACGACUGUUUCCAGCUGGUCACCUCUUUGCAAGAGGAGCUGCGGUUGGAGUUGAACCAGAGGACCAGCGCCACCACGAGUACGGUAGCUUAGCUCGGGGGUUGGGGGUUUGGGUAUUGUGUAUGUGUUCAUUUGGAUAUGGUCAUCUGCUUGUCAUAGCUGCACCCUGAACUCGGAAACAAGUGCGAAACGUACUUAAACGGCUGGUCAACUUGGGCCAAGAAGCUCUAUCAGAGAUGUGGUUUAGUCAAUUACAAGUCACUCACUUGUUAAACUUUUAAGUCGGGUCACAAGUAACAGGGGAUAGACAGAUAUGAAGAGGGGAUAGAUAGUAGUAAAGGUAUGUCUCUGUCUUAGAAUGGUUGAAGAGCCUGGCGCUUGACUUGAGACUGGAUGACUUGUGAUUGAGAAUCCACAGCGUAGGAUCUUUUUUCUGUCCAGAUCUUUGGACCGUCUUCAGAAGAGUCAACAACUGUCCCUGUUAUUUUCCCUGGAAAUAAAAGAUUACCCAUGUUGGUUAGAAACUAACACGCUUUAUUUCAGCCAGUGAUUAAGACCGACUUGGACGACCCGCAGCAAAGGGCCGUAUGAAGACCAUUCAAGAGAAGCUACUUCAAGACACUCAGCUUUGUUUUUUUUAUGGGACGCAAAGCCCCACGUAUUCUCAGAGGUAUAUCUGUUCUGGUCGGAUGUAGCCAGCGGUGUCCAACUAUAAAAAAUUGCGAAAGUUAACUUUUGUCUCACUUGUACAACCAGAGAUACCUUACUGCACAACUGCAAAAGUUUUUUUGCACAACGUAUGUUCUUCACAGUCGGCUUGUGUCGUCGUGGUUUUAUUU